This is a messenger RNA of Coniosporium apollinis CBS 100218, 768 nucleotides long. RefSeq lists its product as uncharacterized. Bases 1 to 768 code for a protein of 255 amino acids. The record is from RefSeq and is a predicted model, not a curated record. NCBI's taxonomy places the organism in Eukaryota, Fungi, Ascomycota, Dothideomycetes. The transcript has a single exon. Gene Ontology annotation, molecular function: protein binding.
AUGUCACCAGGACUAUACCACGACUCCGCACCCCCAGCCCCCAGCCUUGCCGAGGACGAAACAGACGACAUCCUCUACCUCUCCCGCACAAACGAAGCCACCGAGCUCUCCGCCUUCCUCACCGAGCUAUCCAUGAAAUACUCCUACCCACAAAGCGCCAUCCUAGCCGCAGCCGUAGACCCCGAAAGCAAAAACAACGUCCUGCACUACGCCGGCGCAAAUGGCCACGAGGACAUCCUCUGCCUAGUCAAGAACCUGUGCAACGACGACUCAAGCACUACUCUCCAAACCCUCAUCAACGCACCAAAUUUUUCGGGCAACACGCCUCUGCACUGGGCGUCUCUGAACGGCCAUGCCUCACUUGUCAACACGCUCCUCGACCUCGGCGCUGAUCCGAGCGCGUUGAAUAAUCUGGGUCAUGAUGCUGUCUAUGAAGCGGAGUCGAACGGGAAGAACGAGGUUGUGGAGCUGAUACUGCGGAAGAGCGGGGUGCUGGAGCAGGCGAUUGGGGGCAUAAAGGCUAUGGAGGGGGAGGCUAGUGGAUCGGGCGCGGCGGACGAGGAAGAUAUGGAAGUUGGAGAAGAGGAUGAAGAGGGUGGGAUCGGGCUUGAGGGGGAGGCACAUAGUAACGGUCACCAAGGCUCUACGGUUGGGACGGUUGCAGGGGAAUUUGAUGGAACGGAGGAAGUUCGCGCUGGUGUUGAGGCUAUUGAUGUGGAUACUGACGAGGUGGGCAGGGGGAAGGGGAAGGCUAGGGUUGGUGGGUGA